Grosmannia clavigera kw1407 is the source of this 2436-nucleotide messenger RNA. Its product is annotated as NADPH-dependent fmn FAD containing oxidoreductase. Gene Ontology annotation, molecular function: oxidoreductase activity; flavin adenine dinucleotide binding; FMN binding. The transcript is spliced from 3 exons. Gene Ontology annotation, cellular component: cytosol. Bases 1 to 2436 code for a protein of 811 amino acids. The record is from RefSeq and is a predicted model, not a curated record. NCBI's taxonomy places the organism in Eukaryota, Fungi, Ascomycota, Sordariomycetes, Ophiostomatales, Ophiostomataceae.
AUGGCUCUCUCAGAACGCCGAAUCCUCAUCCUGUAUGGCUCAGAAACGGGCAACGCUCAGGAGAAGGCAGGAGAGAUCGAUAGGCUAUGUCAAAGGCUACGAUUCAGCACGGAGUUGGAAGAGAUGGAUGGUAUCAAGUUGAAUACUUUGCUCUCGGACUUCAGCCUGGUCAUAUUCGUCAUAUCCACGACUGGACAGGGACAGUUUCCUAAAAAUGCUUUGGGUUUUUGGAAGAGUCUGCGCAGAGCUAAACUUCCACCAAACUGUCUCUCGUCUGUUCGGUUCACCACCUUUGGACUUGGCGACAGCUCUUAUCAAAAGUGUGCUACCCGAACCAUUCUUGUUUUCCUGUCGAUUUUCUCACGCCUGUAUAGAUACAAUUGGGCAUCAAGGUUGCUUCGCAGUCGCCUCCUUCAUCUAGGAGCCCAGGAGGUCUUUGAUCGCGGUGAAGCUGAUGAGAGACACGAAGACGGCAUUUAUCAACCGUGGGUUCAGAAUCUGAGAGAAUAUCUUCUGUCCAGCUUUCCACUACCCGCUUCUAUUGACCUCAUCCCAGCCGACCAUCCUCUUCCACCUCGGUACUCUCUGAGGAUCAUGCCCAAGAUGGAAUUAGAUACACCAGAUGAGAUGCCUAUUGAUAGCGCAUCCGCCGCGCAGUCUCCUGACCUUGCCACUUCUAUAUUCAUCGCCAACAGAGAGAGGAACGCAGCUUUGUCUCAUGUAGAAAGGCCACGAUCUAGGCAUGAACAAGACGACGAAGACUGGGAUCGCAUCAAGAGAAAUUUAGCAGUGAGAGCGCGGCAGGACACAAAGACCGCUCCCGUCUGGCUGGGUAGCUCGCCCGUUGAUAUCCUCGAUAAAGCCAACAUCCUGAAGGAUGCUCCAGAAAAGUAUCUCCUUCAUAAGUCACCGGCAACUCCUGCACCAAUAGAGUUCCCAAAAGCCGUGAUUUCCAACAUUCCCGGUACUUCGUUGGCCAGAGUCAUCAGCAACACGCGAGUGACUCCUCUAGGUCAUUGGCAGGAUGUUCGCCUGCUUACGUUGGAAGUCGCCAUUCCGAUAAUGGACAACCUCAAAUACUCCGCUCACCCAGGGGAUGUGAUUGUGCUGUACCCCCAGAACUAUCCAAAAGAUGUGCAAAACCUCAUUGACAUGAUGGAAUGGGGGGCAGCUGCGGAUGCGAAGAUGGAAUUUGUCAACGGAUACAUGCCCAAGGGAUUCCGUCUACAAGAGGGGGCAACUCUGAGAGAUAUUCUCACGAACAACAUUGAUUUCACCGCAGUGCCAACACGAAUGUUUCUCGAAAAGCUGGCGGAUUUUGCAACGAACGGUGACCAAAAGGAAAAGCUGCUGGAGCUUGUCAUGCCUCAGUUUUCAAACGAGUUCUAUGACUUCACAUCACGACCUCGUCGCACAAUACUAGAGGUGCUUGCCGAAUUCUACUCGGCAAAGAUACCUGUAACUCACGUACCCGACAUGUUUCCGAUAAUUCGCGGACGCGAGUACAGCAUCGCCAACGGUGGUUGUUACUGGAAUAAAGUGACUAUUGAAUCAAAAGAAGCGAAGUCAAAGAGCAGCCAGCACCCAGAACGAGGACCGAAGCAAGCCUCGCUGCCUCGUGGAGAAAGAAGCAGCACCCAGAGCGAGCCCACGGCGUAUAACCCACAGGUGACCGGACUUGUCACAUAUCGAUUUGAGCUUUUGAUUGCUCUAGUUGAGUACAAGACGAUUAUCCGAAAGCCACGCCAAGGCCUUUGCUCGCACUACAUCAAGCAUCUACCUGUUGGGACACCGCUCAGAGUUGGCAUAAAAAAUCAGACACCGCCGCCCAACGGGCACCUUGCUGCGCGGCGCCCUCUAAUUGCAAUCGCAGCAGGGACGGGAAUUGCACCGAUCCGAAGUCUCAUUCACGAUCGUAGCCUUCACGACGAUGUUGCCGAAACGUUGCUAUUUUUUGGAUGUCGAAAUGAGGCUGCCGACUUCUACUUCAGUGAGGAAUGGGAUAAGACAAAAGCCCUCACUGUUAUUCCUGCAUUCUCUCGGGACCCAAAGACGGAUAGCAAGGCCGCCUUGUUCCAGCAGCAAAAGAUGGAUGAUCUGGUCGGAAACACAUCCGACCACUAUCUGCGAAUGCAAGCUGGCCUUCCGCCACUGGACGCGCUGUCGACUAGCAAAUUGUCGUACGCCUAUGACGAAGGAAAGAAUUACGUCCAACAACUGAUCAGACGUCACUCGGAGAAGGUAUGCAAAUUACUUGCUCAGGACGCCAUUAUCUGCCUCUGUGGAAACAGUGGCCGUAUGCCUAAAUCGGUGCGGGAGGCUCUACGGGACGCAGCUAUUAUGGGCGGCUUUUGCAAAAAUGAAGCAGAGGUCAAACAGAAAAUUUUCAGUGACAAAGCUGGAACAAGCAUAACCUUUUGGGAAGAAACCUGGUAG